AUGAUCUCCAAUCAGUGUCGUGCUCAGUGUCGGUGUUCUCACUGUGAACAUAAUUCAACGAACACGCAGCGAACACUUGCAGUCGGUAGCAAGAAAGUUGCUGCAUGUGAUACCAAUGAUUCAAUGAAGGUGCCAUCUCUUUCCAAGGACGAAAUGUACAUGAAAUACUUACAGAGUACCUUAAACAAACGUGCGCUCAUGGUCAGUUCCAAGAACGCGUCCAAGUUCAUCCCUGACGAGCAGAUUGUGAGCAGUUUAAAGAGACGUGAAGCCAAGGAGGCUGCAAUCGCUUCGCAGCAGUUUCCCCUACGUCGCCGCGAUCGUCUUGAGGAGCUGCUCAUUCUUGAGCACAAGAUGCGUCUAAAAGAGGAGGCGCGGCUCCGCAAGGAACGUCUUAAGCUUGGCAUACUUGAUGAUCAUGAGAGGGUGAUGACCGACGGAGAGGUAUGCGACUCGAGUAAGGACGCCACCACCCAAGUCCCCGUUUCUCCUGACCAGAACAGCGUGGGUGAUCGUUCAACACCGCUGCCGCGCUGUUCUGCUGAGCAUGACCUGAAUGGGACGCUUUGUGAAAUCAAGGACAUCUUGGAGGAGGAGGCUAAUGCUCCUCCAGGUAAGGAAUUGAGCCACCAGCAUAUCUUUAAAUUACACCAGCUAGUCCAAAGGCACGAUAAGAAGAGUCGUGAGCAGCAGAGGAUGUGUCCACAACAAUCUCAUCUCUGUAACCACUGUUUCGAUGUGGAGGUACAGGCACGGCACUUAUGCCCUAGCGCGUCUUUAGGUUCUGUAGCCUAUAAAGAGACAGGAAAAGUCAUCAACCCCGAAGAGGGAAUCCGCCUUGGCACCGAUUCGCAGCGUGGUCCAGGGGGUACCUAUACAGCUGAUGACGUAACGCGAUUUAUGGCCAGCAACAUGCGCCUACGAGAUUACAACCCCCACCCUUAUGGAACUGGCGUUGUGUUUAUGCCCCUCUCCGCGACGGCUAAUCAUGGAAAUGUGAAGUCAAAGACAAACGGGAAUCACGUUAAAUUUGAGCCCACCUUUAACAAUAAUAUCGCCCCAGAGGAGCCGGUCGUAUCGGAGAUGCAGUAUCCAGGGAGCACUUACAACGUGUACGAUGAGCCCACCCUUUCUGGGAAGUGCACUAAGAAUGACGCUGGCACUAUCACUUCUGUGAAGCAAUACGCAGUUGACCCUGAAAACAAUACUACAGAGAAUUCUAACUUUGUUCAUCGGAAUGAAGUUGAGGCUAAGACGGUGGGGGAUAAGUCCAAGCUAGAGGGUAAGUCGUCUUCAUCUUUUUGGCGUACAACCAAUCAGGCUCGCGAUAUGGAUAUGGAACGCUUUUUGAAGUUUCAAAAGAUGUUGAAAGAUAAUAGUCGGCAAGUAUACGAAUCUACAGCUCCACGUAAUGCUGUUGGUACUGGAUUUUAG
Phytomonas sp. EM1 is the source of this 1434-nucleotide messenger RNA. NCBI's taxonomy places the organism in Eukaryota, Euglenozoa, Kinetoplastea, Trypanosomatida, Trypanosomatidae. The record is from the annotation of a GenBank genome assembly.